Messenger RNA from Paramecium tetraurelia, 1011 nucleotides. RefSeq lists its product as uncharacterized. Gene Ontology annotation, cellular component: cytosol. The transcript is spliced from 3 exons. NCBI's taxonomy places the organism in Eukaryota, Ciliophora, Oligohymenophorea, Peniculida, Parameciidae. Gene Ontology annotation, biological process: TOR signaling. The record is from RefSeq and is a predicted model, not a curated record.
AUGAAUAUAAUUUCUAACAAAACCUACACAGAUGUGAAAGUUGAAGAAUAUGAGCAGAAUGGAUGGAAUUUCAUCUUCACAAAAGCUGGUAUGUAUAACACUUCUGAUCUGGAUAUGCUUCAAGAUGCAUUGACUCUACAAGGUAUACCAGAUAUUACCAAUGGGAAUAAUUGUGCUUUAAUCUAUAAUAAAUAAUUCAAUUUUGGUUUCUUUGUUAAUCCCAAAGAUUCACUCUAUCUAUGCAACUAUUAACAAAGAUAGCACAAUUACUUGGACAUCAAGAGUCAAUUCAGAACCAACAAAAUCAAUUACAUAUCUAUCAUACCCGAAUAGACCCAACUCAAACAUUCAAAUGCUUGGAAAUAGAAAUAAAAUGAAGAGAUCAAAAUUUUAAAUAAAAUAUCUGAUACUUUCUAUUGUUCUCCUUACAAAGGUACUCUAGUAGACGGAGAUCAAAUUAAAUAUCAAUUCCAAAGAUUCAAAACCAUUGAAGGAGUGAAAGGAAAAUCUAUUUUUGAAAACCAAUUGAACCAAAAUGUAAUUAAAACUGAAUUAGAUUACCUUACUCAUAUUUUUUAAAAUAAAUCUUUAUAAUUUUAUUGUGAACAUACCGAAGAGGAAAUACCUUUGAACAAUUUGACUUAAGAAAAUCCCAUCAAAUGGGCAUCCUUCAUUACCCUAUAUGAGGAUGAAUUAGGAGAUAAUGGAUUCGUCACUUGUGAAUUCAGAUUCAGAGUUAUGGGAGAUUGCUUUUUCGGCUUGAUCAGGACCUACCUAAGAGUAGACGAUGUUCUAAUAAGAAUUCUUGAUACUCGCAUCUAUCAUCAAUUUGAGUGGGAUUACAUUCUGAGAGACUUUACGCAUAGAGAAGCAACUUGGGACAACAUUUAGAAGAGUGGCUUUUGUUUCUCUCCUUAGUGGUCGACGGAUUAGAAUCAAUCAUUUCUUAUCUAGAAUUCUGUCCCUGUCUAGUUGCACAUUAAUGACAAAAUUUUUUUUAAGGCUGGAUGA